CCACUGCCUACGGCCGCCUCCACACGCUCCCCCACUCACCAAAACCCUAGCCGCCGCCGUUCAGGUAAGGAAGGAGGAGCGUCCUUCCCCGCCGCCGCCAUGAAGCGCAACCCCCGCGUCACGAGCUCCCGCCGGAAGUGCCGCAAGGCGCACUUCACGGCCCCCUCCUCCGUCCGCCGCGUGCUUAUGUCCGCGGCGCUGUCGACGGAGCUCCGCCACAAGUACAACGUGCGCUCCGUCCCGAUCCGCAAGGACGACGAGGUUCAGGUGGUGCGCGGCACCUACAAGGGCCGCGAGGGCAAGGUGGUGCAGGUCUACCGCCGCCGCUGGGUCAUCCACAUCGAGAGGAUCACCCGCGAGAAGGUGAACGGCUCCACCGUCAACGUCGGCAUCCACCCGUCCAAGGUCAUCGUCACCAAGCUCAAGCUCGACAAGGACCGCAAGGCCCUCCUCGACCGCAAGGCCCGCGGUCGCGCGGCCGACAAGGCCAAGGGCAAGUUCACGGCCGACGACGUCGCCGCCGCCGCCGGUGGUGCCGCCGCCACCGGCGCCUCGCUCCAGGAGAUCGAUUAGGCGCAGGGAUCUGCUGGUGGUCUUAUCGCUUUUGCUCCUUAUCGCUCUAGUUUCUGCUAUCAAUGCUUCUGCUAGGAGUUUAUGUUACUUGAAAACUGCCGCUUUAUCAUUAAAUGUCUCGAUGAGAGUUUUGGAACCUAAUAUGGAUCUAUGUGUGUCUGAGAUUUGAGAUAUGAUGAAGAACCCAUUAUAUGUUUAA
Molecule: messenger RNA, 772 nt
Organism: Phragmites australis (common reed)
Lineage: Eukaryota; Viridiplantae; Streptophyta; Magnoliopsida; Poales; Poaceae
Product: large ribosomal subunit protein uL24z-like
Exons: 1
Coding region: 100-573 (157 amino acids)
Biological process (GO): cytoplasmic translation; ribosomal large subunit biogenesis
Cellular component (GO): cytosolic large ribosomal subunit; ribosome
Molecular function (GO): structural constituent of ribosome; RNA binding
Source: RefSeq, a predicted model, not a curated record